This is a messenger RNA of Zea mays, 1191 nucleotides long. RefSeq lists its product as uncharacterized. The record is from RefSeq and is a predicted model, not a curated record. The transcript is spliced from 6 exons. Lineage: Eukaryota; Viridiplantae; Streptophyta; Magnoliopsida; Poales; Poaceae. The coding region runs from base 395 to 817 and encodes 140 amino acids.
AGGAAUGGCUUGUCGUCGUAAAGAUUCUCAAGAUUGAUAGAUCAUGGUGGUACAACGCAUGCAAAAAAUGCCUUAGGACAACCAAACCACACGGUGACACAUACAAGUGCACCAAUAAUUCCUGUGACAGCAUAGGAUCGCCUACCCCAAGGUACAAGAUAUCCCUCACCGCUGAAGAUGACACUGACACUGCCGAGUUUAUCUUCUUUGGACGAAUGGCGCAGCGCCUCAUUAAAAAAAUGUGGACACCCUCAUCUCGACUAAUCCACCCGGUUUCAUUCCAAGAGAAAUUACAGAUCUACUGGAAAAGUCUUUCGAGUGGAAUGUUAGCUUCACCGAAAGCACAAUUAUUUAUGGCAGUGUUUCCUUCCAAGUGAAUGCUAUAAACGCAGAAAUGGAUGGUGGCAACAUGCUUCCAACUACACCGUCCUCACAGCCGUCGUCGACCAUACUUUCUCAAGUAGGACACGGAUCAGGUGUCGCACAAAACAGAGGGGCUGCCUUCAUCCGCGAGUCGUCACUAACACCAGAGAGUCACAAAGUUUCAUCUAGCGCCAAGUGUAACAUACAGACAACCCCACAUCAGGGAGACAAUCUGCUGCAAGGAACAGAGAUUAUCACUUCUCCGCCUAACGUGCAGGCGCCAUCAGGAGCUGCUUACAGCGUGCUAGAUGGGUCUACAAACAAGGCUCACAAAAGUGUUGUCGGAAAAAGGUCUCGAACAUCACCGUCCAAGAAGGUUGCCAAGAAACUUUUUAGAGAUGAAGACACAGGAGAUGACGAUGUUGCUGGUUCCGCAGACGUUGAUGCUGAGUAACGUUGCAGUGCUUUUGGACACGAGCACCACCAGCCAUGGAGACCCGCUUUUGGGAACUAAGGAUCGCUUUUGGGAACUAUCCCAGUUCAUCUAGGUUACUCUUAGAACUUGCCUCCCCUGCUGUGCAGGGAGUAUGGUUUUAUGCUUGUAAGAUAUGAGCAGCGCUAUGCUGUGUGCUUCACUGCAAGUUAUGUAUUUUGGUGCUUCUAGGGUACUAACUGCUCAUAACUGUUCUAUGCGUGCGAUCUUGCGAGGACCAUACUCGCGGUAUGUAAAGCAUGCCUAUGUAGUCUAGGCCUGUACAAGACAUUUCUUCCCUUGGUGCUUGUACUAUUUCUCUUUGUCGUUCUGUGCUACUACCAGCCAUCUGUUUG